Messenger RNA from Miscanthus lutarioriparius, 753 nucleotides. The record is from the annotation of a GenBank genome assembly. Lineage: Eukaryota; Viridiplantae; Streptophyta; Magnoliopsida; Poales; Poaceae.
AUGGCGUUGCGACCAGCGACCAUCCGCCUCUCCCCUGCUGCCGCCGGCGUGAUUUCCCGACCCACCACGCGUAGGAGCGCCGCCAGUGCCCUCCGCUUCGUCCCGGAUGGCUCUUGCCGGCGAGCAAGGAAGCUGCGAUUGUGCUGUGCUCCGGAGGACGACGAGUGGUGGGCGACGCCGGUGCGGCCGGAAGAUCUGGUGGAGCCGACGGGGCAGGGCGCGGAGGAGGUGAUCGCUAUACGGGACGCUCUAGUCAGGGACCCUCUCCGGCCCGUCUGGCUCGCCUUCCAGGAGAUCGCGGCCACCGGCGGAAACAUCUUCCGCUGCCGCUGCUUCCAUGCCGGCGUAAUGUCAGGUACCUUGCUUCUUGUGGCCGGUAUUUGUCAGCUCUACAAAGUGGCUCCAAACCUUUUCAUGGACAUCGUUCUUGCAUAUAUGUUCUACAAAUUGAGCGUUUUAGCAGCAGAGCUGAAAAGAAACGGGAAAGCUAACAACAUAUGUGCUCGGAUUCAGUGUGUUCUCAUGGUUAUUUUGUUCUACAAAUAUAACAAUCCUACCAAGGACUCUUACUACCACUUCACUGAGUUUAUCUGGGGCAUUACUAUCCUUGUGUAUUCAUGCACGGUGUUCUAUGAAUGCAUUGGCCUCAAGCAUCCAAGACAUCAUCUGGAAGCAAUGUUCAAGACAAUUGUAACAACUAAAGGUGGUUUGAUAAAGGUGCUGAAGCGUUUGUACUGGGAGUUGAUAAAUUAG